UCAAAGGAAUAGACCAUCCAACCGUUCGUCGGGACUUGCCUUCUUGUUCUUGAUGCCGAGGAGGGAGACGCCAGCCUCAGCAGCCCACUCGAGCCUGAAGCUCCGUACGCAGACAGAGAAUAAAUUCGUCGUGUCAUUCCUCUGCGUCUCUUACAGCUUGGCCACCACAUCGCCGGGUUUGGAAAGCAAGAGAGCUUGGUGGAGGGCAUUUCCACGACCCUAUUGCAUUCCAUCAAAGCCAACACGUCUCCUCACCACCAGCAGCACACAGGAUGGCGUGUAUGUGUCGCUACAUUGUCUGUUUGCUGCAGUACGUCAGGUUUGCUUUCGUACAUGACUGACAUGACGCCCACGUGACCGCUCUGUGCAGCGUGAAGGAAGGGUGUGAACUGCGCGCAGGAAUAACACCACAUACAGGCCGCUGGGUGCAUGUCUGUCGGCUUCUUGAUUGCAUACUCCUAUGAAGUCUCGUUUGUCGAGAAUGUCCUUGCCGUCUCGCUCGAUGAACAAACGGACGGACUGCUCAUCGCGAGCCUUGACCGCCUCGAAGAUAUCGGCCUGCACAUUAAGAAUGCCAAAGUACAUUCGACGCUCCCUCAGCCUCCCUGUUGCAUGUACUUCGUGUGCGUACGUGUUCGGCGUUUGACGGUUGUGGUGACAAAGAUGGGGUGCCGGGCGCUGAGGGCGAGACGGGUACUGGGGCUGGCGUCGGGGUAACUGCAUAUGCGGUAAGCCUUAAAUUGGUCAUCUCAUCUGCAUUAGUAGCCCACCGAGACUGCUGUUGGGCCGUGGGUCGGGGGUCACUGCCAUCGACAGCACGUCACAUGAGGCAAUCUGGGUGAGCAGUGGUGGUGGGGUGGUGUGUCACCUGGCCGCGGCCUUUCGUUGGUCAGUUUGUCGAGCAGCUGCCGCAGAGCAGCACGUCAGAAGCACAGAGACACAGGAACGUCAUCUCUUGAAAGCCUCAGUCAGAGCGCGUCACUUCAUCUCUUGUGCGCUCGGCCGACUUCUUGGAUUGAAGGCGAAACAACUCUGGUGGGCCACGUGAACAACGCGACAGGUGCAUUCACCAUGUACGCAACAUUGUGCGUCCGGUGUCUUGCCUGGAUGGCCUGCUUGACAUUGACGGGGAUUUCUGAGGGGAUGGGGGGCGCCUGCAUGACACAGGAACACACGCCUGCUAACAGAAGCUUGUCCACACACUUAUGCAGCCGCCACCUCUCUAUUCUCGUAUAUCUUCCUCGCGAUCUCCCUUUUACUGAGGCCAGCGAAAGCCGGAGAUGCUACAGAUACAAGGGGCCACCAGCCCUCCUGUGUGCCGUGCUUUCUCUGUGUCUCACUCACCGCCGAAUAUUUCUGCAAAGAUCAAUCUGACUGGCCAGAUGUCCGACCUGAGCUCCAAGUGGGGCCCUGAGAGGUGACAGGAAUCUCACUAACUGUAUGAUUAUCAAUGUCAUUCUGCAAGUACUGUCUGCGUAGGCCUCUGGGGGGGCAUAUAGGGGAGUUCCCGCUGCAGCCACGCAAGUAUGGGUCGCUUUGGGAUUAGAUCUUUGCGUCUGUUACCGAAGUCAUGGACGCUUAGGUACGACCUCUCCUCGGGCAUCACCCAAGCCAGACCGAAGUCUGAGAGCUUCACAUUUCCGUCGUUGUCCAGCUGCACAUCAAGCAGAGAAGACACAUGGAUGUGAACAAAUUAUGCUACUGCUGCAUGUCUCAGCCACCAGAAUAUUCUCGGGCUUGAGGUCACGAUGGCCGAUGCCUUUGCUAUGGGCAUGGAUGAGACCCCCACAUAUCUGAUACACAGAAAAAGCAAAAGUGAUAAACACACGGAAUCGCGAACUUUAAGUCCGCCUCACCUGCUUGGCAUACUUGUACUGCAGGUGCUCGGGGACUCCUGACUUCCUUCUGCCCAGUUUCUUGAGAAAUUUGUCCAGUGAAUCCUCAUAGUACUCUGCACGAUAGAUGGCACCUACCUCUUCAGUUCAGUGUUCAGGUGUAUCCUCAGACGUAUCUCUCUUUCUCACCGAGGACGAGAAGGGGAAUCUUCGUGUCGUAACACACACCUAGCAGCCUCACGACAUGAGGGUGCUUCAAGCGGGCCAGGGCGUCGGCUUCCUGCAGAACUUUGUCUUUCAGACCCUGCACAAUCACACAAAGAUCAGCACGAGACCGGGGACGCCCCUGCCGAUGGCUAUCACCUCUCUGCCGAAGACCUUCUCGAGUUCUCUUUUCGCCUUCUUGAUGGCGACCCUCGUCUCGCCCCACAUGGCCUUAUACACCUGCAACAUGGACAUCAGGAGGUGUGUGUCACUGUAUGACUGACUGCAGCAGUUGUUCUUUCGGCCGACCUCAGCGAACGCACCACCUCCAACGAAGUCCUCUUCAUCGUCCCAGUGGAGGUCAUGAAUUCGUAUCGAGUCUAUCUGGACAGAGCCGCGCCUCAUCGCUGGAGGCCGGUGAAAGGGGAAAGCGGAAGGG
Messenger RNA from Vitrella brassicaformis, 2478 nucleotides. NCBI's taxonomy places the organism in Eukaryota, Vitrellaceae. The record is from the annotation of a GenBank genome assembly.